Aspergillus thermomutatus is the source of this 711-nucleotide messenger RNA. RefSeq lists its product as uncharacterized. NCBI's taxonomy places the organism in Eukaryota, Fungi, Ascomycota, Eurotiomycetes, Eurotiales, Aspergillaceae. Gene Ontology annotation, molecular function: hydrolase activity. The transcript is spliced from 4 exons. The coding region runs from base 1 to 711 and encodes 236 amino acids. The record is from RefSeq and is a predicted model, not a curated record.
AUGACUUCCAACUUGCCUGCGAGGUGCUGCACUGUGGGGGUCAAGCACAGUGGAGAAGCAACCGGGGAGUAUCGGGACAUUGACGGUGCCGAGACGUAUUUCGCAUAUCCCAAGGACGGAUCGACCACGCAUGGAGUUAUCCUCCUCACGGACGUCAUCGGUCACCGAUUCAUCAACUCGCAGCUCAUUGCUGACCAAUUUGCGGCGAAUGGGUAUCUGGUAGCGAUGCCCGACCUGUUCCACGGCGACCCGGUCAAGCUCAAUAGGCCUGCGACUUUUAAUCUGAUGAGCUGGCUGGAAGGACACCCGACUGAGAGGGUGGAUCCCAUUGUCGACUCGGUGAUUCAGUAUAUGCGCACACACCUCGGCUGCGAGAAGAUUGGGGCGGUCGGGCCCGAAGAGGGAAAGGUUGACGUCGGAUACAUCGCGCAUCCUGGUUUCGUUGAAUUGGAAGAACUCAGCGCGAUUACAGGGCCCCUGAGCAUUGCAGCCGCAGAGGCUGAUGACAUCUUUCCAACAUCAAAACGUCAUCAGUCAGAAGGCAUUCUUCGUGAUCGUGGCCAGCCAUACCAGAUCAAUCUCUAUGGUGGAGUCGAGCACGGGUUCGCCAUUCGCGCAGCCUUGACGGAUAAGGCGAAGAAGUUUGCAAAAGAGCAGGCAUUCCUGCAAGCAGUCCAAUGGUUUGAUGAAUUUAUCAAGUGUGGGAACUGA